UCUCUCUCUUGCUUCAAAAAAAAACUCUCUCUCUCUCUCUCUAGAAUGUUACAUGCAUUUGCGUUAUUAUCUUGUUCAAUUUUCUUUGUCUGAUAUCAUUGUCCCAAAGGAUGGAUCCGAUGAAUGCAGCAAACCCAGAGAAUGCAGCAGAAGUUGAGUAUUUCAGCAAUCAAGUUGAUGAAAUAUUCACAAAGGUUGAUAAGCUUGAGAAACAAGUGAGCGAGGUUGAACAGUUCUACUUGGCCAGCGGUAAUAGCUCAAUUGUGAAGGACAAAGAAAGAGCGAAACAUUUUCCUGGUGUUAAGAAGCAGCGCCAAGAUGCAUCACAUAGGGAAGUAGCUGCUUCAAAGAGAAUGCAAGAGCUUAUGCGCCAAUUUGCUACAAUAUUACGUCAGAUUACUCAGCACAAAUGGGCUUGGCCCUUUUUGGAACCUGUAGAUGUUGAAGGCCUUGGUUUGCAUGACUAUUAUAAGGUUAUUGAAAAACCCAUGGAUUUUAGUACAAUAGAAAAGAAAAUGGAUGCUAAGGAUGGUACUGGCUAUAAGAAUGUGCGAGAGAUUUAUGCUGAUGUGAGGUUGGUGUUUAAGAAUGCAAUGAUAUACAAUGAAGAAAAGGAUGAUGUCCAUGUGAUGGCCAAAACUUUGUUGGAAAAAUUUGAGGAAAAAUGGCUUCAACUUUUGCCUAAAGUUGCUGAAGAGGAAAGAAGACGAACAGAGGAGGAUGUAGAGGCAAAAUUAAAUAUGCAGCGUGCUCAGGAUGCUGCCUAUGCCAAAAUGGCUAGGGAUUUAAGCAGUGAGCUAUAUGAGUUUGAUAUGCAUUUGAAGAAACUCAGAGAAAUGGUGGUUCAGAAGUGCAGGAAAAUUUCCUCAGAAGAGAAAAGAAGUCUUGGGACAGCUCUUGCCUAUUUGAGUCCUGAAGAUCUCAGCAAGGCAUUAGAGAUAGUUGCUGAGACUAACCCAAGCUUCCCAGCAACUGCCCAAGAAGUGGACCUUGAUAUUGAUGCUCAGAGUGAAUAUACAUUAUGGAGGUUGAAGGCUUUUGUGAAAGAUUCCCUAAAAGGUAAAGCAAGGAAUCCUGGAGGCAUAAGUGGCAGUGGCAACAACAAUGAUAACAAUGACGAUGACAAGAAGAGCAACUCCAAAAGAAAAAGAGAGAUUUGUGAUGCUCUUGCCAAGACUGCUGUUAAAAGGACUAAAAAGCUCUCUAGUUUGUGACCUACCUUUGCAGCUUGUAGCUCACUUAUGCUAUUUGGUUGCAUUGCUUGUGAAUUUGAAUAGGUACUCACUAUUCCAAAGAAACAAACUUAAAGAGCUAAAUAUGAAAUGCUUCUGUCAAUUUUUGUAGAUCCCCUUGUAGCUGAGAUCAUGAUCAGUCUGUACAGCUGUAUUAGGUAGAAUGGCAUAUUUCUUCUUUUCUUUGACCUUGGCGUAAAGGGAAAGACAGAAACACAAUACUCCAUUUCCUCAGUAUGUACAGGUUUUUUUUGGGUCUUAUAUUUAUAAUAAAUGACAGUUACUUUGAGAA
Molecule: messenger RNA, 1524 nt
Organism: Quercus lobata
Lineage: Eukaryota; Viridiplantae; Streptophyta; Magnoliopsida; Fagales; Fagaceae
Product: transcription factor GTE1-like
Exons: 9
Coding region: 111-1214 (367 amino acids)
Molecular function (GO): protein binding
Source: RefSeq, a predicted model, not a curated record